Owenia fusiformis is the source of this 1003-nucleotide messenger RNA. Lineage: Eukaryota; Metazoa; Annelida; Polychaeta; Sabellida; Oweniidae. The record is from the annotation of a GenBank genome assembly.
GGUACUUCCGUUUGAUAAUAUUAUUAUAAAAAUCGAAAGUUUUGCUUAUUUUCCCGUUUUGAUACAUCUUAAACCACAUUCAAAGAUAGUGAUCAACAAAUUGUAUCGUUGUCUCAAGUUUCCCAAUGAAUACAGUUCUGCGCUCUGCUGCAAGAAGGGCAGCUACAAGAGUUGGGAGACCUAAGCGACGUACAUAUGCUCCAUAUACUGGAAACAGAAAACUUAACACAACGGAAAUGGAACAUCCAGUAGAAACAUCAAUAAGGAAGAAAUUAAUAGAGAAUUUUCAGCCAGUUCACCUUGAUGUGAUCAAUGAGAGUUUCAUGCACAGUGUGCCUAAAGGUUCAGAGAGUCAUUUCAAGGUCAUUGUGGUGUCUAACAAGUUUGACAAAGUGCCAUUAAUAAAGAGACACAGACUGGUGAAUGAUGUCUUGAAGGAAGAGCUUCAAUCUUCAAUACAUGCACUAUCAAUAUUUGCCAAAACACCAGCUCAAUGGUCAACUUCACAGACAGUUUCUAAAUCCCCACCAUGCCAAGGUGGGGCAGGACUUUGAACUACAACACAACUAACAGUUUCUUAAUCCCCAAUCUUAGGGUGCUAGAUUAGUACUGGUAGUUGGAUUAUGAACAGAUUUAGCUCAAGUCAUCUGAGAUUAAGAAUAAAGAAUUACUCAGAUUGGUGGGUGUGAAAGAUAUUUAUUUGUACAAAACUAUUUGAACAGAUGAGAGUCAGUUAGCUGUAUGUAAUGAAUGUCCUGUGGCUACAAGAGAGUCCUUGGGAUUUUUCCAAGCAGGUUGGAUCUACAUCUAAAAAUAGAAAAACUGUCUCCAUAAUAUUAGCUUGCACUUGAACCAUAGGUUCUCCACCUCUUUUGCCAGAGCACAUAGUUCUUUGUUCCUCUAUAAGGUUUAGUUGUCUUAUAGUAGUAGUUAUUUUACUUUAUUAUCCUAUUACUUGUACAAAAGUAUCUGUGUAUUCAAUGAGUGCAAUAAAUGUUAAUAU